Molecule: messenger RNA, 3824 nt
Organism: Xenopus laevis (African clawed frog)
Lineage: Eukaryota; Metazoa; Chordata; Amphibia; Anura; Pipidae
Gene: foxm1.S
Product: forkhead box M1 S homeolog
Exons: 9
Coding region: 418-2709 (763 amino acids)
Biological process (GO): G2/M transition of mitotic cell cycle; regulation of cell population proliferation; regulation of transcription by RNA polymerase II
Cellular component (GO): nucleus
Molecular function (GO): DNA binding; sequence-specific DNA binding; RNA polymerase II transcription regulatory region sequence-specific DNA binding
Source: RefSeq, a predicted model, not a curated record
UCGGCCGAACCCAAAAUAGUGAAUGUGGUGCAUCCCUAAUAUUUUUAAUAUAAUUCUGUUCUGCUGUGGCUUUGCCUUCUGUCUGCCUCACCCCCUCACCCUCCUCUGUCUGCAUUGAAGGGGUAAUGAGUGAUCUAUACAGUGAAUAGGGAGGGCAGAUGGCUGGGACGAUCCACACAGGGGGGUGGCUGAGCUAUUGUGGCUCACUCAGUGCAGAGUCAGUGACAGUUUGGGUGUUAUAAGUGAAUAAAGCCCCAGACCUCAUUGAAGAUGGAGAGAACACUAUGGGGCAUUCUCAGUAUCACAAGCUAGAGGCACAAGACCCUGCUUUUAUACAGUAUUCCUAUUCAGUGAUCGGAUAAAAAGAAGUCUGAUGCAUUUUGAGCUCUCAAUGGCUGCCAGACGAGCCGUCACACCAUGAGAACAAGCCCACGCAGACCCCUAAUACUUAAGAGACGCAAGCUCAGUCUUCCUCAUCAAGAUGCCACGCACUGCCCGGGGGCCUCCGAGCAGGGCAAAGCCGCCAUGAUGAAAACUGCAAAUCUACCUGAGCAAACCCUUGCCCAUGAGUUGGAGGAUAUGGCGCCCAAGAGUAAAGCAGAUCAGGAGACUCCUGGGCAGAACAUUGUGAAUGAAGGUGGGGAUACUCUGGGGCAAAGCUUGGCCCCUACAAUGCGGCUUCCAUCAAAUCCUCCCCAAAGCUGUCCAGAGGACAUUCCGGGAUUCCCUUCAGGUGUACGGAUCAUGGGUCACCCCACAAUGGCAGACGCCCAGCUGGUGAUCAUCCCUUCACAAUCCAACGUUCAGAGCAUCAUUCAAGCAUUAACUGCCCGAGGAAAAGAACAAGGCGGCCCCAACAAAUAUAUCAUCAUCAGCAGCGAAUCUGCUAUUCAGACCCAGGCCUGGCACCAGGGGCCCCAAAUUAAAGAGGAGGAAUGUGUGAACUCGCAGUCAGAAGCCACGUGUAUCUCCAAGCAAAAACCCACAGGGAACAGCAGAAAAGCCAAGCAUCGACAGGAGGAGCAGCUGAAUGCCAGCCUGUCUAACAUACAAUGGCUGGGGAACAUGAGCUCCGAGUCCUUGGGGCAAUACAGUAUAAAGGAGGAACAAGAAGACAAAGAGAAUCAGAUCCCAGAGUGUGCAAAGAUGGAAGAAGAACCCCAAAGUUUUCCCGAUCCACAAUGGCCCCUCUCUGUCACUGAGCGUCCCCCAUACUCCUACAUGGCUCUGAUACAGUUUGCCAUCAACAGUACCCCCAGGAAGCGCAUGACUCUAAAGGAUAUCUACACCUGGAUAGAGGAUCAUUUCCCGUACUUUAAGCAUGUGGCCAAGCCUGGUUGGAAGAACUCAAUCCGACACAACCUCUCCUUGCAUGAUAUGUUUGUCCGGGAAAGUGAGGCCAACAACAAGGUUUCCUAUUGGACCAUUCACCCGCAGGCCAAUCGCUGCUUGACCCUGGACCAGGUAUUCAAGACUGCAAGUCCCAUGUCGCCUGCAGACAAUGAACCGCAGCAAAAGAAAAUGAUCCCUGAUAUAAGAAAGAGCUUUCAGAGUGCAGCCUGUGCCAGCAAUAAAGAAAGGAAGAUGAAGCCUCUACUUCCCAGGGUCAAUUCCUAUUUGAUUCCAGUCCACUUCCCUGUGGCUCAGCCUGUUCUACUUCCAGCAUUAGAGCCAUAUGCUUUUGGGGCAGAAAGUUCAGAUGGGCAGCAAAGCAGCAAGCGUGUGAAGAUUGCUCCAAAGGCUACAGCAGAUGAUGGGGAGAGCCCUAAACACCUUGGGUUGUGUUCUGUUAAAGAGGAGCCUGACAUCUCCAACCUGAAAUGCGAAGAUCUGUUCCAGUGUAAGAGGGUCAGCAGUUCCAGAAGGAAGCAGCAGCUUCUCCCUCCGCAUUCGGAGGAGCCGGAGCUUGUUCUCCCUGAGAGCAUUGCGUCCGAUUCUGGAUUGGAUACAGAUUUUUCCUUUAUUCAAGAUGCUUCAGCCAACCCUAAUCAGAAUCUCACUUCCCAUCCGACACAGAAUUGCCCCUCCAAUGUUACCCAGGAAGGACUUUUACAUCUUACACAUGACGGCCCAUCCUACCUAACCCAGGUCAGCUCCUCCCAUUUCACCCAGGAUGACCCAUGCCAGUUUACAAAGGAUGACACUUUCUAUUUUACCCAGGACAACCCUAUUCAGCUUACUCAAGACGAGGACUAUACCUUCAAGACCCCCAUCAAGGAGCAUUUCUCAAAACCGCCCACCUCUUCCACUCCCAGCAAACCGACUGAUACAGGUCUUCUUCAACCUUGGGAAUCCGAAACAUCUCUUCCCAGAGACCCUGUGCUGGACUUCAGCCCUGUCCGUAUCCCUCAAGGCUCAACUUUUACUCCCUUUAAAGAUAACCUUGGAACUUUGAGUUUUGGGGACACUCCGUUUAAAGAUUUUGGCAUAUUUGGAUCCCCCCAGAACCUUCUGAAUGCACUUUCUCCUGCUUCUUCUCCACUACUGAGGCUUGAGAGCCCUUGUGUGUCACGCCAGCAGAAGCGAUGUUCUAAGGAGCUGCAGGUGGGGGCUUCUGCUAACCGCUCACUACUGGAAGGUCUAGUGCUGGACACGGUUGACGACAGUCUAAGCAAAAUUCUGCUGGACAUUAGCUUCAGUGGCAUGGAGGAGGGCAAUGGACUUGAGGUGGACGGUGUGUGGAGCCAGUUUCUUCCUGAAUUCAAAUGAAAUCAAGUGUUCUGUAGAUUCUUAACUUCCCCUUUAAUAUCCCAGGCUCAAAGCUCCACUGUAAGACUCCUACACAGCAGAAUUGCCUCCUCACCCCAUUCAAAACCGAAAACGCGAAAUACACACGCUGCAGGCUGCUCUGGUUUCUCCACAACCAAGCCGCAUGUAUCUGAAUUGUAAAUUGUGUAUAACGUAGAUUUCACGUCUGUCCAGUUAUAAAGGAGUGAGCUGGCAACACUAAGGGGCAGAUUUAUUAAGGGUCAAAUUGAAAAAUUUGAAUACUCAAAUUACUUUUUAGCGGCAAAACUGUCAAAAUCGACUUGGGAAACGUGAAUCGAUUUAUUUUUUUAAACAAUUUUAAUUUGAUUUUCGAGAUUUAUCAUACUCUGGCCCUUAAAGAAUUCGAAUUCGACUAUUCGCCACCUAAAACCUGCCAAAUUACUGUUUGUCAAUGGGAGGGGUGCAGGGAUCAAUUUGGAGAUGUUUGCACCAUCCUGACAUUUGAAGUUUUUUUUUUUGUUUUUAUUGAAUUCGAUUUGAGUUUUCGGGUCGUUUAAAUUUGUCCGAGUAUUAAAAAUUAGAUUCUAUUAAUUUUCCACUAGUGGAAUUUCAAAUUUAUGGGAGUUUAAAGGAAAUUCAACCCGGCAGAUUCUGUUCAGGGGCGCCAUCUUCUUUCUUCGGUCUUUUUCGGAAGUUUCAGCGCAUGUGCAGUUGGAGUAAAUUUCCGGUCCCAAACCACUGCGCAUGCGCCGAAAGUCACGGAAAUUUCCGACUUUUUUGUGGACAUUUCCGUGACUUUUGGCGCAUGCGCAGUGAUUGGGGACAGGAAAUUCAUGGAGAUUACCGAGAAGAAGAAGAUGGCUGCUGUGAACUCAGAGGCCUGAAUCUGCCGCGAGGGGUGAGUAAAAAAUUAGGGGCAUUUGCCCAGGAGGGAGGGGGAUCUACCCAAGGUAGGGGGAGGGUUUUUUUAAACUACGGGUUGAAUUCUCCUUUAAGGGAGUUUAAAAAAAAAAAAAAAAACUUGCUUGAAAUCGAAAUUCGACCCUUGAUAAAUGUGCCUCUGUAUCAUGGAUAGGCACUACAUGCUGGGAUUUGGAAUUCAAUUACUGCUGGAG